Molecule: messenger RNA, 372 nt
Organism: Lactuca saligna
Lineage: Eukaryota; Viridiplantae; Streptophyta; Magnoliopsida; Asterales; Asteraceae
Source: the annotation of a GenBank genome assembly
AUGUUCAAGCACGCAAAAACGGGGACGGGAGCAACUUCCUCUAAAGGAGGAUCGAAGGGAAAAUCCAAGGAUCCCCCGUUUCGUUUGUUGAAUCGUGAGGAUCGUAAAACUUAUGAUUUUCUCGUUUCUAAUAAGCGUCAAGUCAAGUCAACAAAAUUCCUCCAUAGGGAAUCUUUUGCUAGUCUUGGGGUGCUCGAUGGAGUCCAAGCGUUAUUUAACAACAUCGGGUGGGGUCAAUUCCUCCAUAACCGCGCCGCCACCUAUGUUGAACCCACCUUGGAAUUUCUUACCACAUUCAAUCCCGAGGAGGAAGCCCAAACCGUCACCUUCCAAAUCCUCGCGAGAAACGAUCUCUACCACAUCGGGUCGUGA